AUGCCACCCCCGGAGAGCUAUCCAAUCAAGAGGCCUCGACUGGCCUUGAGCUGCAUUGUCUGUCGUCGCCGAAAAGUCCGCUGUGGGAAAGAGCAACCUCAAUGCAACAAUUGUGUGCGUAUGAACGAAGCAUGCGUCUACAAUAUUGGAGCUCGUGAUCCAUGGACUGGCAGAGUACAAAGAGCAGCGGAGGAAGAUGCCGUCUCUCAGAAGGCGAGCAGUAAUGACAAAAUGGCGCCGGAUGUGACAAACCAGCGAGCGAGAUUAAAUCAGGACAUCCAGAGGAACAGAGGCAACUCAAACAGCGGGGACCCGCAUGGCAAAAUUGGAUCAGAAGGGACUCUCGAUUCACCGUUAAAAGAGACCAUUUAUGCUCUGCCUUCUGAUUACCUCAUUAUGCAAGGGGGAUCUCGGACUCGCUAUAUUAGUAAGUCAUUCUGGGGAUUUAUGAAUGGAAAUCCAAAUCUCAACAACGCAUUCUUCUUUGACGAGGAUUCAGAUGCAUCUACCGAUAUACCACCUCCACAUAUCUCUUCAUUGUUCCUAGUAAGGGCUCUAGGGUCUCUCCCAACAAAGCCCGUCUCCGAUGCAUUAACAGACGCAUUUCUGGUGGGCAUAUACCCAAUAUUGCCUCUUGUACGUCUUCCAACGUUUAAGCCUGAAUAUGAUAGAUUUUGGCAGUGGUGUUGGAAUGCUGGUAGCAAAAUGCCUCCAGCAAAGCUCGUCCAAGAUCCCACGUUCAUCUGUCUACUUUUCGCAAUUCUCUUUACUGGUGCCUCGGUAGCACCGGAAUCAGUAUGGGGUUUACCAGCAUUCAAUGGCCUCGAAAAACAGACAAAUGUGAGCCGGCUCAAAACAGCAGUUUAUGAUAGUCUGGCUGCGUGUCAACAUUCUAAAUAUCCGACACUCAACACACUAGUAUCCUCACUACUAGUAAAUCAACUUGAUAAGCCCGAAGGACGGAAUAUUGAAGAUGCGGUAUUCGUGAGCACAAUAAUUCGCCUUGCGCAAAGCAUGGGGCUCCAUCGUGAAAUCAAUUUUGCGGAGCUGGAUGAGCCUUCAAGAGAACAUCGACGUCGGCUAUGGUUAUAUAUUGUUUGGCUGGAUGUCCAGGUCAGCAUUUCCAGUGGCUUGCCACCAUGCUAUGGUUCCGAAGCACUUGAUGCAGUACGUAUGGUGGUCGAAACAAGAGAUGAAGAUCUGAUUUCGGCCUCACAAGACCCCUCACAAGACCCAUCAGUUAUCAUGUUAUAUGCUAUUGGAAGAUAUGAAACAGCGGGCUUUCAGAAUCGACUGCUCAAUAAGCUUGAGGGUGCACAGGGAUUGCCACAGCGGACAUUUCAAGAGGCCAUCGCAGAAAUAAGGGAUCUGCAUUGGAAGAUCGAUACCUUGAUCAGAAAGAUUCCAGCGCAGGGGAUUCCAGAAAAGGGAUUUAUUCCAUUUCAACUGGCGAAUGCAUCACCGCAGACCCACCGGCCCCUCUACGAGGACGGUACAAAAGAGCCUAGUGUGCUAGGUGCAUGGAGCAGAAUCAUGCUUUCACUGCUCAAGUCAGAGAUGGUGAUAAUGGUCCAACAGCCAUUUUUUCCUCCUGUGGCCUCAAAAGAUCAGUAUGCUCAAAGGCUGUGGAACAGUCUUGCUCAAGUAAGCACGAGUUACCUAAAGGUUUACCUGCAGCUUUGUCGGACUUCAGCCUUCCAGCCCUACGCCUGGUUUUUCUCGAGUUGCUAUGGGCCUCGGCAAGCGGCCCUGGUCUUAUUGACCUACCUCCAAGGCCACCCGCAACCCAAAAAUUCACAGUUAGCACGCUACUGUGUGGACGAGUUUGUCGAGUUUCUCACUAUGCAACAAAUCUCUGGUGCAGGUCCUGAUGGUUCUCAGGCGACAUCUCUGACCAAUAUAGCCCUUGUUAGCCUUCACGAGAGGCUGAAGAUAUCGUGGAGAGAUAGACCACCAGAUGAAUCCACCAUGGAUUCUGUAUUUGCAAACGAAGACGUUAUACGACAUAACAUGGUCUCUGAUCCCGCUUGGCAAAUCUUCGUCGAUGGAGUUGAGGAUCUGUCUGCAUCUUUAGUUCAAGGGACAGACGAGAUGAACUUUGGGUACACUGUGGAAAAGCUUCGGCGUCAAUAA
Penicillium lagena is the source of this 2133-nucleotide messenger RNA. RefSeq lists its product as uncharacterized. Gene Ontology annotation, molecular function: DNA binding; zinc ion binding; DNA-binding transcription factor activity, RNA polymerase II-specific. The coding region runs from base 1 to 2133 and encodes 710 amino acids. Gene Ontology annotation, biological process: DNA-templated transcription; regulation of DNA-templated transcription. The record is from RefSeq and is a predicted model, not a curated record. The transcript has 3 exons. Lineage: Eukaryota; Fungi; Ascomycota; Eurotiomycetes; Eurotiales; Aspergillaceae.